This is a messenger RNA of Mytilus californianus (California mussel), 1274 nucleotides long. Its product is annotated as cholecystokinin receptor type A-like. The transcript has 2 exons. The record is from RefSeq and is a predicted model, not a curated record. Gene Ontology annotation, molecular function: G protein-coupled peptide receptor activity. Gene Ontology annotation, cellular component: membrane. Gene Ontology annotation, biological process: neuropeptide signaling pathway. Lineage: Eukaryota; Metazoa; Mollusca; Bivalvia; Mytilida; Mytilidae. The coding region runs from base 55 to 1203 and encodes 382 amino acids.
GCAUAUUAUAUAAAAUUAUUUACAUCAAGAAAAUGUUACUGGUUUAAAAAGAGCAUGGAAUCAAACUCAACGAACGAAACUCUAAUCAGUUUGGAUGAUAUUGAUUAUCAGCAAUUUUUGGAGAAAGACAUUCCAGCUACAGUCUUUCUAAUACUUCUCUCAAUCAUUGGAAGUGUAGGCAAUAUACAUACGAUCUUAGUAUAUCUUUCUUCGCCGGUAAUGGCAAAACUAGCGGUACGAGUUUUCAUCCUUUGGCUUGCCUUUACAGAUCUUACAGCGUGUUUGUUUUGUAUGCCUUUUGAGAUUUUUGACAUCCGGUACAGCUAUACCUUUUCGUCAGUCGGUGCUUGUAAAUUCUUUCGAUUCUUGAAUCACGUCGUCACUUUGGCUUCCGGUGGACUUCUAACCGCCAUUGCCAUUGAAAGAUUUCGGAUUAACACCAAACAGCUGCAUCGGCAAACGAGAAAACCCGAGACUUGGAUAAAUAUUAUAUCAGGUAUAAUAAUUGGAGUUGCUGUGGUAUUGUCAAUUCCAGCUUUUGUUUUUUAUGGUUUGAAUGAAAAAGAAACUAACAUUUUUGGUUUGACGGGUACAGACUGCACUAUUUUAUCGGAGUAUCAGAAUUUACGUACUGCUGUUUCAUACUCCGGUGUAGUUAUUCUUCUCAGUACUAUUUGCGUCAUUGUAUGUGUGGUUAUAUAUGGGAAAAUAUUAUACAUGAUAUGUACUCAGAUGAAAAAAGAGAAAAAACGAAAAGAAAAACAAAACCACUAUCAUAUAAAUGAGUCCACGUCCGACGUGAAUUCAGUUAAUACACAAGCUAUCUCAACAAUUAAUAAUAGUGAAUUGGAACUGAGAAAUGUCCAAACGGAGGUGACUGGCAAAUCGAAAGAUAAGUCGUCAAAAAAAGGCAGCAAAUACGAGAAAGGGAGACAACUAACUAUAAGCCUUAUAGUAGCAACUACAGUUUCGUAUGCAGGAUAUUUAAUUUAUGUGUUCACAAUAUUGGUAAAAAUUACAAAUCCUAGAUUGUAUGAAAAUAGUAUCCGACCAGCAACUGCGAUCCUUUUACGUGCGUAUUUUAUAAACAAUGCAUCUAAUCCUAUUGUCUUUUGUCUCAUUGACAAAACUUUCCGAAAGGAAUGCUUGAAAUUGUACAAGAAAACGGUAUGUGCAAAGACAUUGUAUCGAAUGCAUCAAUGAUAUAUGUGAUAAUAUGAGUAACAAGAUACUGUAAACACAUUUUGACAAUAUAAUAUAGCCAUGCUGCAUUU